Anneissia japonica is the source of this 8021-nucleotide messenger RNA. Its product is annotated as F-box only protein 38-like. Gene Ontology annotation, molecular function: protein binding. NCBI's taxonomy places the organism in Eukaryota, Metazoa, Echinodermata, Crinoidea, Comatulida, Comatulidae. Gene Ontology annotation, cellular component: nucleus; cytoplasm. The coding region runs from base 172 to 4380 and encodes 1402 amino acids. The record is from RefSeq and is a predicted model, not a curated record. The transcript is spliced from 10 exons. Gene Ontology annotation, biological process: SCF-dependent proteasomal ubiquitin-dependent protein catabolic process; protein K48-linked ubiquitination.
UAUUUACGAAGAGUGCAAGGCCUAGGCGAGACAUAGUUUAGGCCUUUUGAGUGUAGCUAGAACUAAAAAGCUACACUAGAGUAUUAUUAUUAUUAAUAUUGGUGUGGUUUUUAUCCAUCUGAAUUAAUGUUACAAUAGGAUUAACAUAGCUCAAAGUCUAAUUUUGGUAGUAUGGAGGCUGAAAUACAUCUUCCACCACCAGAUUACCUCAGCAAACUCUCAUUUGAAGUGCUAGUAAAAAUUUUGAGGUACCUUCCUGUCCAGUCACUCCUGCGGUUAGAAAGUUUGUCCAGGCAUCUUCAGAAGGCAGUUGGCUUGCAUUUGCAGCUAGUCAAGUCCCUAGACUUUACAUCUGACAAAUGGUAUGGAUUCAUGCCAGACGCAAUUGAUGAUGAUGCACUAAAACUACUUUUAAACCGGUGCAAUGAACUGGAAUACAUUUAUGGAUUGCAUCCAAGUAAUCUUCUUCUCCGGAAAGAUAACAGUAAGAAAUGCAUCAGUAUCCCAGGUAUCACAAAUGCUCUGCAGCUUUGUCAUCGUCUUGUUGGUGUAGAGAUUUCGGACAUUCAUCUUCUUGAAGCUAUUCUGAUCGAGUUGCCAAAUAUAGAAAUUCUUGGACGCUUCCGUAAUCGUGGAGGAUGCUUCCCCUGUAAUGAGAACUCACAACUGACAUUACCAUCCACCAGUAAACUCACUUGUCUACACCUGUAUGGAAUACUUCUGUCGGAACUUCCUGCUCUGAAUGGACUUGAUGAGCUCCAUCUUCAGUUUGUCAAGUUCUCCAACCCACAGCCUUUCCAGCAAUUUCAGAGCCAAUGGCUUCUCUCAUUCAUGAUGCAUAACUGUAUUGGCCCAACAAACCCAUUGCAUUAUGUUCCCUUGCUUACAGCAUUGGGCAAUGCAACACAUCUCCGUAGGUUGGAUUUGGUCAGGGUUCCAUUUCUUGGUGGUCUUCUGCAGCAUGUGGUUGAAGACGUUUGGAAGAAAGGUGGUUUCUCUGGAGUUGAAAAGGUCCGAAUAAGCACAUGCAAAAAUUGCUUUGAGACUGAUAUAGGCUAUCUUCUCCUGGCUUCAGAGUAUUGGUUAGAAGAACUAUCACUGCAGCCAUCUCUUACCAAAGACAGCUUUUUCUGGGCUCUUAGGCUGGCCAAGGUUAGCUUCAACAUGUUUGAGACUCUGGAGCUAGGAUUUGUCCACCCAUCCAUCACGUCUGGAGAGUGGACAAAUGCUAAGCUUGUGGAGUAUGGCCUGACGGACUAUUCAGAAGCACCUGGGUUGAUAUCAGAUCUGGGAAUGAGCCUUGUAGAGAUUGUGUUCAACUCUGUAAUCUCAUUGACAAUUCAUAACUGCCCUCACCUGCAAAACCCUCUCUUGUGGUGCUUAGAACAGAAGAGGUGGGAAUGGUUGAAGAGUCUGCACCUCGAUCGCUGUCAUUCCAUUCAACUGGACAAGUUCUGCCAGUGGUUGACGGACCUGCCAGUUAUCCAUGAUGUGCGACUCGAGCACAUGUUCCGUGCACCCCCUAAAGGAUGUUCUAUGGUUGGACUGAGUGCAGGAACUGGGCUAGGGGUGUCCUCAGCACUUGUGGCACCCAUUGGUCAAAUGGAUCCUUCGCCCAAUGCAGCAGAUGAUCAACAUGAAAACAAUAUAAAUCCAGAUCAAGCUGAAGACAGAGAUGAUGAAGUGCAUUUACACUCAGAACCUGCUAGUAGUGAUAACCAAUUGUCAAAUGAGAAAGCCUGUCAAUCGACUACCCAUCAAAGAGGAACAUCUUCUCACCUGACUGAGUCUAGUACAUCUUAUGUACAAACUUCCAGACUGUAUGGUAGUAGAUCAGCAUCAGACAGAGGAUGCUCUACAGAUGACUUGCAUGUCAGAGUAUGCAGAGAUGAAGAUGAAGAACAAAUGAAUGAUGAGUUUUCAUGGCAAUCAUUAGAUCAGAUUAAGGAUAGUAGAAGUAUUAAAAGAAAAUCAAGUUCUUGUGCAAAUACAUCUCAGCCUGUAGUGUCUACUGCAGAGAUAUCCAGGUCAGGCAGUGGAGAUAUUUUAAAGCAGCAUCAGGCAUCACAACAGCCACAGUUUAAGCCACAAUCAAAAUCAGUAAUAUCAUCAUCUUCACCAUCAUCAUCGCCAUCUUCAUCAUCAUCAUCAACAUCAUCAUCAUCAACAUCAUCAUCAUCAUCAUCAUCAACAACAACAUCAUCUCCUUUAAUGUCUUCAAAAUCUUCUUCAUUGUCUACAGUGUUAUCUACAUCAUCACCAUCAACCCUGUCAUGUAGUUCAUCAUCACUAUCAUCUCCUUCUGCAUCAUCAUCUCUAUCAGUAUCAUCAUCAUCAUCGUUACCAUCUGCUGCACUGCCAUCACCUUCAAUGCCCUCUUCAAACUUAUCUCAACCUUCAUCUUCUGUUUGUGGAUCAUCAUCCCUAACAUCCAGUAUGCAAAACCCAGGUAUAUAUAUGGAGUAUGAUUCACAGUUGUCAGAACAAUCCUCAUCAUCACCUUUGCGAAAAAGAAAAAGGCAAAUUCAAACCAGUGAAAGUAUAGGUACCAAUGAAAAUGUAGCACCAUCAACAAGUAAACAAGGUGAUACGUCUCAGGGAUCAUCUGAACAAACUACUGGGAUGCAGAAUAGAUGUCCAACACUCGAGGAAAAUUUUGGUCUCACUUGUAAAGCGUAUGUCCAAGAAUGUACUUAUCAUGACCAUUCUGGUCAGAUGAGGAUCAGGGCUGUGCGGACACAUAGUGGACAGAGUAGUGUUAUUAUACCAAAUAAUGGACCUUUGUAUAGUCUUGAACAGGAGCCAGAUGUCCAACAUGUGAGACAGUCUGUUCCAAGAAACAGCAGUUUGCACACAGAACAGCAGGACACAGAAAAAGAGCAUGUGGAGAAAUCUUUACAAUCUAACUCAUUACACAGACCAGCUGUUUCAGAAGUGAACAAGCGGAAAAUAAGUAGUCGUCCCUUGGGGUCAUAUAAGCGUAAGGUAACAAAUGAAGAUUAUGAGGACAGUGCAGAGAGUGAGAAUGAUUGUGGUGAUGAUGAUGAUAAUUAUCAUCAUCUUUACUUGAAAGACAAUUAUACCAAUAAUGAUUCUAUCAAAGCAAGAAAAUGUAAAAGGUCUUACAAAUCCGUUUUGAACACUGAUGAGAUGCAAUUGAGAAAGAGCCAUCUAGGUCCAUGUAAAUCUGAGGAGAUUGGCAAAGUUCCAGAAAUAAAGGCAUCUGUGAAUAAUAACUCUGAUCUUGUGAAAGACAAUCUCAAUGUCCCAAAGACCUGUAUACCAAAGAUAGCAAAUGCUUCUUCUGUAUCAAGCCAAAGACAAUUCGAACAUUUACCAGUUGUCACAAGUAAUGAGUCAUCCUAUCCAGCCCAACAAAAAGCACAAGUGUUCCAUCUCGGUAAUCACCUUGCAUCAGGUAACAUGGAUUUUUGUUCUUCAAGGACAAAACAUGGUGAUGAUGACUCAAAAGUGCCAAAGAAAAGGAAAGUUUCAACUAGAAACCAGUCGACCAGUACAAGUGAUCCCGUGCCAGAGGAUGAUCCAGUGCAGGUGAUGGUAAUAACAUCAAAAACCUUGGAAGGUUUGACUAUGGAGUCUUGUGGUGUUUCACAUCUCCAUCUGAUAGAUUGUCCUCAACUAGCAACAUUAUCAGGUUAUGAUCUGAGGAUAUUAAGGAACCUGAAAGUGAAGAAUUGCCCUAGUCUUGCCCAUAUUGACUUUUCCCAAGUCUCUCGUCUUAGCAAUCCUGCUGUACUAGAGCCUCUCACAUGGUUACCACCCACUUGCAGUCGCUUUGUUAAGCUAAGCACACUGAAUAUGAAAAGUAAAUCAGCCUUGGAGUCAUGGUUGUUUGCUAUUGAUCACUGUAAAUAUCAGCUCAUGUAUGCUAUAGAAUCUAAAACUUCAACAGGGAGUGUAGAGGGCAGUGUUUACAUGGCCAAUUGGAUGGAUAUUACCACAUGGCUGAAUAACUACUAUAUAAGUACCUUGACUUACUCAAAUGAAGAAGAUUCUAGAGGAAAGAAAAAAACAAGGAAAUCAUCAGUGCCAAAAAACAUAUUCAUCACAAAAUGUUCCAUAGGCAGCUCCAGGUUUAAGCUCAGCACCGAUGUUCCCUGGUUGCGAACUCUUUCAAGCAACAAUGGCUGCCAAAUUGAAUUUGGAAAGACUCUACCAGAAGCGUUAUUUUCCUAUUCUACAGUAUACCCUUCAGAACGUUCGGAUAUCGUUGCCACUCUUGCCAGGCGCUGUAUUCAACCACUGACCCACGACAUGGCGGAAAUGAGGUCAAUGAAGAUAAGUUUCAUGAAAUCCGUUUUAUGUAUUUAUAUCCAGAUGUCAGACAUCAAUAAGCAGAAGAAACAACCAAACAUAUAAUUUUAUUUUUUUUGAUGUAUCUUUCAAUUAGUUAAAAUGUGUUUUUGAAUUUGCACCUUCUUUUAGCUAGGCCCUGGAAUUUUUUCAAUUUACACUCCGAUUUAUAAAGCUCAUAACUGUAUGGGCAUAAGGUUUAGUGAUUUUUUAUUUUAAGAUGUAUGUCAAUACUGACAUCAUUUUAAUAUCUAAGUAAUUUUCCUAUUGUUGAACAGACACUAAUUGUUUGUACUGUACUUAUGUGCAAAAAAACUCAACAACUUUUAUAUGAUACUGCAAGGAAUAGGACUAGGGCCUAGCUGCAACUUUAAGCAAUAAGGGUGCUCGUGGGCAAAACCAAACCUGAGAGUAUCUAUUUUCCAAAACAGCAGCCAAAAUGGAUCACACAAUACCACACAGUGGACCCUUCCAUUAAGCCCUGUCCCUUGUAUAUUAUUGGUAUAAGUCUCACUAAACGACAGUGUAAAUAAUUUGAUUACAUUAUUUUAAUUGACACUCUAGAAAUAUCCAUUUAUAGAUAUAUUUGUGACAAUGUACAGUGGAAACAUUAGUAUAAUUAUUCUGCUAUCUAGGUAAAUAAUUGCCUAAUUAUAUUCUGUUUGCUACAUUGUUACAGAUUAAGAGUAAAAGAAACAGUAGCACUUCAGAGACUGCUGUAGUUUACUAAAAAGCUUUAAACAAGUUUGUGUUAAUAAAUAUAUCCAACUCUGAUCAUGUGCAUUUGCUUUACUACUGGUACUAAAAUAGAGUAGAAUGGAUCAGAGCAGUAUAAGACAACCUAUUAAUAAUCAUCAGUCAUUAAUGGCAAUACAGAUAUUUUAAAAUAUUUCUAUACUUAAAUCAAUUUGUGUUUGUACUUGCAUGUAACAGUUCAGCUACUGUAUAAAUAGGUGUGUCCAGGUGGAACUAUCCAUGCUUUAGACCUACUGUAGGCUAACACAAUGCAUUAAUCAACAAAGCACCAUAAUCCACUGGUGCUGAAUUGCUUAAUUUAUUAAUUUUCAUAUAAUAUUUUUUAUUCUUUUGGAAAUAUUCGAUUUGACACCCAGACGAUUUUGGACAAAAGUCUAUUUUUAUUUUUAUUUUUUUCAGAAUAUAGAUGUUUUUAAUGGAUAAAGUAGUUUUAAUGAGUUGAUGAAUAACAAUAUUUCCUGACUGGAACUUAGCAUAGGAAAGCUAAUAGUCAAACUUUAUUGAUUUUAAGAUUCAAUAAGUCAUUUCGUACUGUAGUUUGCACUGCACAUGCCCGUAUCAAGGUCAAUCGACAUAAACAAGCAUACUGUACACACAACAUAGGUUUAUGUUGAUUGACCUCCGAUUGUCCAUGGAUAUGGGCAUGUACAGUUCAAACCAUGAAUUAAUCUACUCAUAUCUGCUUUAAGCCUGGUUUUCUAAAAAUAGCUACGGUACACGAUAUCUUUGCUUUUAGUGAUGUUCAUUGGUCGAUUGAAGUGGAAUACCUUCACAAUCGUCUCAAGGACGUCCACUAUUGCAGUGAAAACACUGUAAUGGUUUUAUAGAAAUCGAGUCAAGCUUAAAACAUGAUUGUAAUGAAAACCAUUAUUAUGGUAUAAUUAUACCAUAGAUGAUAAUAUAAGUUAAUUUUUAAAGCGCAAUUAAACAUGGUCUCUAACUACUAAGAUACUGUAUCUAAACCACGUGGCCUUGUACUUAUCUACUUAAUUGAUGAAUUUAAAGAGAACUUUAAUGUCUGAUUGCGUUGAUGCUCCAUGAUUGAGAGGAAGGUUAUAUCAAAUGCUAUAGUGCAAGUAGCAACAAAUAAAUUGAAUCUAGAUGAUCAACUGCUGAUUUCUUGAAAUAAACUUGUGACUGUCCAUGUUUCAUGAUAACAGAAAUAAAUUACAGUUGAACUUGCCUAAAGUCGAAUCCAAAAUGUCAUUGAAAAACUGUUUGACUAAAAUUUGACUUACAGAUCGUUAAUUAUUAAUGGAAACAAUUUGACAUGUAAAAUAAGAUCGACUUAAAAAUUAUUCAAGUCAACUUAGGCAAGUUUAACUGUAUUAUAUUGUAAUACUGUACUGUAAUUUCUAUUGUGUUAUAGUAGGCCUAUUGUGAUGCUCUGAGCAGGAGUGAUUGUUGCAUAACAUAAAAAUCAAAUUAUUUUCUUGAAGAACUAAAAGGGAAAACUGUGUAGAAAUCUGAAACUUGUGCCAUUAAUGACAAACUUUAUUGUUUUAAUCACUAAUAUCUAAAAAUAAUAGAAGAGAAUUUAAUAAUAUUUAAUGCCUUAUUACUGUACUAUGAUGAUUUUUGUAUAUUUCACUAGUAUGUUGCAUUUCUGGCAAAUAACUAUGUAACAACAAUUACAAUAAAUAUGAUUUAUUAAAUAUUCACAUUCAUUUUUCUUUAUUUCAUUAUCAUUGCAUGAUGAAAUAGAAAUUGUAGAGUUUGGUUCCCAAGCAUAAUUGAAGUUACAGAAAUUGGCAUAGUCAUAUGUACUCCAGUGAGCAAAAAAUACUAUUAUUAGGCAGUGACUAUUGUUACACCAGUCUUAAACCCAUUCCUUAUGGAACUUAUUGUCUCCCUGAAGCUGGACAUGGGUGUCAUCAUACACAGCAAAAUACAAUGUGUUAAAGAACCUCAUUUAAAACAAGUUCUCGCUGCUGUGGCUGCUCUUCAUUAGAUCAUGUGUAUCUUACUCUCUUGUAAAGUAAAUUUUCGUAAGGCUGAAAACUUUGUAGCCCAAGCACUGCGAUAUCUGAUCAUCAAAGUCAGCUAGCAUGCAUUUUGUUUCCAUAGGCCAAGGCAUAAUUUUACUCACUUGCAGACUAUAACUUUACCUCAUGCAUUUUGCUGGUAAACUAGUCAGCAGCAUAAAAAAAGUUAGCCAUCGUAACGACUUAAUAUAUAUUGGGGUGCAAAAUAUGGAUUGGAAUCACAUAUGAAAGUAAAUUGGAAAAAUGAAUAAUCAUUUCAGUGGCUAAGGGCAAAAUUGAAACAGCAUUACAGCAUAGAACUCCAUGGUAACUGUAUAGCCAAUGAAGAAUUUGAUAAAAUCCACAUUGGACAAAAAGUCCACCUAAGAUGUAUAGAGACCUAAAACAAUAGGUCUAUACCAUAUCCAUUUUAAGGAUCAAGAAAAUUGUUAGUUUACUGUUGAGUUUAUAGUUAAAAUUUUGUCAAAAUGAAGCUUGGAAAUAAAUGCUAUUUUGGGUCUAUUAUAUUUUUUGGAUACCUAUGGGUCAAAUUGACCCUUUGGUAUACUCUGAAAGUGUUCACAUCCCUUUAUAAAGGUACUGGAAUGUAUAUUAAAAAGAUUUAUUUCCCUCGUUUUGCUUUAAAUGUAUUCUAAAUCAGGGUGUACUAAGGAGUGGUUCUACUGUCAAUCAAUCAAAUCAAUCAUCUUUAUUUAAAGUCUGAAAAACAAUGAUGUAAAUUUUCAGUUUUGUUUUUUUUUUAUUAUUAUUUUUUAUUUUGAAAUUCUGAAUAUAUUUGCAUAAUUGAAGAGACUAAUAACCUUAAUUUUCAGGGUUUUUUUUCUGCUUGGUCUAAAGAAGCAUUGUAUAAAUUGAGAACAAUCCAUUCAGUAUAUUGGUGAGUUAUUGAAUAAAGCAAAUAAUAUAGUAAUUUUGUCCUUGAUUGUGGUAUUGAUUAAAGAAUAAUUGACAGAAUAUUAAUAUAAA